GGUCAUUCCCCGAGCCGCGCCCGCGGCGGGUGGGCGCCCCGAGCCCCGGGGGGCGGCGUGGGGCUGGGGCGGGGGCUGCGCCCGCCCGCCCGGGGGCGGCUUUAAGCGCGGGGGCGGGCGGCCGGUGCUCGCCUCCCGCUGAGCCUCUGCGGAGCCACCGGCGGCGGCGGCGGCGUGGGCUGCGCGGGGCGCGCACGUGUGGCGGCGGCCGGGCGGCUGCGCUGCGUGGCUCUACUGCGCGGCUCUGCGCGGCUCCGCUGCGCGGCGCGCUGGGCCGGGCGCGGAGGAGGGCCCUGCCCCGGCCCCCGGCGGGGCGCUGGGCGCUGCGGGUGUGCAUGGCCCUGCGCGGGCGGCGAUGGCUGCGUGAUGGCCCAGCGCGGGCAGCCCGCACCGCACGCCAUGGCUGCCAAGGAGGAGCUGUACAGCAAAGUCAUCCCCCGGCGGAACCGGCAGCACCGGGCGGGCACCAUCAAACAUGGCUCGUCGCUGGAGAUCCUGCUGUCAAUGGGCUUCCCCAAAGCCCGGGCACAAAAAGCACUGGCAUCGACAGGUGGAAGAAGUGUUCAAGCAGCAUGCGACUGGUUGGCUGUUCUCCCAUGUGGGUGACCCAUUCCUCGAUGACACCCUGCCUCGGGAGUAUGUCCUCUACCUGCGCCCCACCGGCCCCCUGGCUCAGAAGCUGUCUGAGUUCUGGCAGCAAUCAAAGCAGAUCUGUGGGAAGAACAAAGCUCACAACAUUUUCCCACAUAUCACCCUUUGCCAGUUCUUUAUGUGUGAGGACAGCAAGGUCGAUGCUCUCACCGAAGCUCUGCAGGCCACUGUGAUGCGGUGGAAAUGCAAAUUCCCAGCCCCUCUGCCUUUGGAGCUCUACACGUCCUCAAACUUCAUUGGGCUUUUUGUCAAGGAAGAAAGUGCUGAGGUGCUCAAGAAGUUUGCUGCAGACUUCGCUGCAGAGGCUGCUUCUAAAGCAGAUGUUCACGUGGAGCCCCACAAGAAGCAGCUCCAUGUGACACUGGCCUAUCACUUCCAGACCAGCCACCUGCCCACGCUGGAGAAGUUAGCGCAGAACAUUGAUGUCAAGCUGGGCUGCGACUGGGUUGCUGCGAUAUUCUCCCGAGACAUACGCUUUGUUAAUCAUGAGACGCUGCAAGUGAUCUAUCCUUACGCCCCCCAGAAUGAUGAUGAACUGGAGCUGGUCCCAGGGGAUUUUAUUUUCAUGUCCCCUGUGGAACAGACCAGUACAAGUGAGGGCUGGAUUUAUGGCAUUUCCCUUGCAACUGGCUGUUCUGGGCUACUGCCUGAAAAUUACAUCACGAAGGCGGAUGAAUGUGGGACCUGGGUGUUUCAUGGGUCCUAUUCAAUUCUGAAUACUACGUCUUCCCCAUCCCUUCAAGCCUUCACUGACGGAGCUCUGGAAAGAAGACAGCAGGAAGACCAAGGACCUGGGGACGCAGGGCCACUCACCAUCAUCUGCCAGAAUGUGCAGCCCCUGAGAAUAACCAGCCAGCCAGGACCUCAGAAACGCUGCCUGUUUGUCUGCAGACAUGGGGAAAGGAUGGAUGUUGUUUUUGGGAAGUACUGGUUGUCACAGUGUUUUGAUGCCAAAGGAAGGUAUAUACGUAGUAACCUGAAUAUGCCUCACAGCUUACCUCAGAGAAGCGGCGGUUUCAGGGAUUAUGAAAAAGAUGCGCCAAUCACCGUGCUGGGCUGUACGCAGGCAAGGCUUGUUGGUGAAGCCUUGCUAGAAACUAAUACCAUUGUAGACUACAUCUACAGCUCCCCAUCCCUACGGUGUGUACAGACAGCACACAAUAUCCUGAAAGGUAUGCAACAAGAGAACAACCUGAAAAUUCGAAUAGAGCCAGGCUUGUUUGAAUGGACCAAGUGGGUCUCUGGGAACACACUACCCGCCUGGAUACCCCCGGUGGACUUAGCUGCAGCUACUCUAAGUGUUGAUACAACCUACAGACCUCAUAUUCCUGUCAGCAAGUUAGUGGUUUCCGAAUCUUAUGAUACAUACAUAAGUAGAAGCUACCAAGUAACAAAAGAAAUCAUCAGUGAAUGUAAAGGCAAAGGAAAUAACAUCCUGAUAGUGGCACAUGCAUCCUCCCUGGAGGCUUGUACCUGCCAGCUCCAAGGGCUCUCGCCACAGAACUCCAAGGACUUUGUACAGAUGGUCCGAAAGAUUCCAUACUUGGGGUUUUGUUCGUGCGAAGAACUGGGAGAUACAGGUGUGUGGCAGCUUACGGACCCUCCCAUCCUCCCUCUCACACACGGACCAACUGGAGGCUUUAACUGGAGAGAAACCUUACUACAAGAAUAGGCAAAACUAAAUGAGCAAGGAAAACCCAUGGCCUUUCUAAGCGUUGGAGAACGUCUCUUCUUUCUUGUGUUUAUUGACAGUGGAAAAAUUGUCACAAUAUGUUCAGUGGAUCACACAAACAGCUGUUCUAGCAGAUCUCUCAGCCACAGUCAUGCAAAAAUUCUCAUAUUCAACUAGGCAAAUUCAAAAGGGAGUGAUUUGAGGGGGAAAAAAUAUUAAAAUACAGAUUGAAGCUCCUGCACAGCAGGGAGUCUCUAGUCAGUAGCUUGGGUAGUUUUCCAACCUCGAAUGGAGCUCUGAUAACACCAGUAGCUUUCACUGCCUUCUGCACUGCAUUAGGAACAACUAGCACUGUGUAAAAGUUGGGUGUUCAGGAUGCUGGGUGUUUUUUCACUACUAUUUUUGCAAAGCAUUAGCAGGCUUGUUCAGGACCACAUGUUGACACCCCCCUCACUCACAACCCCCAAAUUGUCAGCACCUUGCAUAAAGUCUAUCGCCACCAGCUGGAAAUGAGAGUCCAGCAUUGCCGCUACAGGCAGCAUCAGAUUAUUCCUCUCCUGUAUUUUGAGCACUGUGUUAGGUAGUGUGUUGGGCAUACUGUGGAUGCAAAGACUGAUUGACGCUGAUCCACGCCAGAAGAAAAUUAUGAAUUUCACAUCAGUUACAGAUGAAGUUUGCACAUCAAAAGACAGCACCGUUGUGAACAAAGACUGGGAGCAGUUUCUUUUAAGUGGAGAUGAAAUAAGAAGCCUUUUCCAACCAAACUUGCAGGAUUUAGAAAGUUGCAGGGGUCCUUUAUUUAGGUUAUUAAAAUCCACCCUUGUGCACAGACCCAGCCUAAAGUGUUUGUGUCUUUAAAAUCAGAAGACCUUGGAAGACUGUUUUCCCUUUCAUACUGAGGUUUUGUGCUGGUCAUUUACACGGUGAUGGCUUUCUGUCCCUUGUGAGCUUUUUUGUCGGCCCUGGUGAGAUUCUGCAGUAAGCAGCUUUCUUCAGGAGGUAAUGAUGGAAUCAAAAAGAUGCUGAAUUUCAGCCUCCGCUGCAUGCUUUGCUUCCUUUUCCCUAAUUCCUAAGUGCCAUCUGUCAUAAAGACAAAGCAGAACUGAAAAAAUAGUACACUUAGAUUUAGGAGCAACAUGCUUUGGCCUACUAAGAUGCUAUUUAUCUUAUGGGGGAAGGGUUAGGAUUUUAGGAGAAGGGGAAGAGAAGGGAGCUAAAAAUCAAUAGCUAAAAUCUUUGAAAUCACAAGUGUAUCUUAGUGCAACAGCCUGCAAGAUGCCAAUACCAGCUGCUUCACAGGAGAAUGCAAAACACACCACAGUGGGUAGUUUAUAGCAUAAACUGGCUUCAGAGCGGGUUUCUUUUAGAUUAAUAUUAAAGUCAUCAGCCUUGGGUCAAAAAGUUCCUGCAGACAUUUGUACAGGUCUUAUCAGUGUAGGCUUGCUUUCAGAAGGUACUUAAAAAUGUGUGUAAAUGGGAUGAAAGAGAUUCAGGCAUACUCCUUUCUUGCUUUGGGCCAUAAGUCUGAGUAUUCCCACAAAUAGCAUCAAAGGAAAGUUCAUAAGUGCCAGGAAAGAAAUUCUGGCAUUCUAGGUACCCCUCUUCUGUCCAGCUUUUCUUCUGCAGAAAGUGUUAGUGUCCUCCUUUGAAAUGUUUGUAUGGCACAGAAGUUCAUACUGCCCAACUUUGACAAAGGUUUACUAUUCAUAGCAAGAUCAAAGUUUGUUUUGUGUUGGUUUCUUUUAACCUAUCAAGCCUUCAGCAGGACUGGUCUGGCCUUCAGCAGGAUAUGACCGAGCUGCACUUUCAGCAGUCAGAAGAAAUAAGGAGUGAUAAACUGUAAUCCCUUCUUCCUAAACGAGGCAAAACAAAACACUCAGCGAUUGUGAUGUAACAAAUCUUAAGGGGGUUUAGCUCAGCUUUGUCUCUGGGUCUUAUUAGGCUUGCCAGGGAGAGCACACCAGAUUCUGUACAUAUUUUGUGUCAGCAGAGAGCUCAUGGUGUGCAAUAUGUACUUUGUCACAAUCCAUAAUAGUCCAUUAUUUAUACAUUUAUGACUAUGUAACACACAGUAGGCCAUUCGUAAGUGCAUUAUUAUACCAGGGAUGUAUAGUGAAAAGUCAGGGAGAUAACUUACAUGAUGACAGAAGAAACUGCUCCUGUGCAGUUCUACUGCUGUCACUUUAGUUUUUAACUAUAAUUUGAACUAUUGGAUGUGUACAGACAUUCCGAAGAGCACUUCCAGCUUGUUUUCCUCUAUGCUUACUCAUUGCAAAGUUGCAAAGAGUUUAAAACUAAAUAGAUGACAAUCACACCAAAACUAAUUUGGUUACUGAUGCAUGCAUAAUUCUCCAGACUGCUUUUUAUUUUACAAAAAGGGCCAGCACGAUGUAAUUUGAGACAACAAUAUUGCCUGUACAGAACAGUGGAGGCUGCUGAAGUCCCACUGCAGUUAAGCAACAUUACAAGGAAUUUCUUUAGACAGAAGCAUGAAACAGAGGGAACAAAACCUGAAUGCACAAUAUUAUACUAGCUGAUCUUUGCAUAUAGUAAGUAAUAUAGAAAAGAGUGUUGUUUGAGAAGGUAGAUGUUAAAAUACUCUUCUUAAAAAAAUAUAUAUAUUUUUGGAUGUUUGGGAAAGUAUUUUGACAAUUGUAGUCUUAUCUCAAAUUAGUUUUUUCAGGUGUCAAUCUCAAAAAGAAAAAUCUUAUUUUCUUCUAGCAUUUUGAUUUUUCAUAGGGGUUGUGUGUCAAGUAGUCUCAUGUUGAUAAGGCUUGCGGGGGGGGGGAGAAAAAAUUAUUCCUUUAAAAUUUUUAAUUGAGAUGUUAAGAAUACACAACAAUUGCUGCUUCACUUUCACUCCACUGCUGCUCAUGAAUGUGUAUUUAAUGUCACUUCAGUGUUUUGUCCCAGAAGAACAUUAGACUUGAUCUAUCUAAAGCGUGUGCAAGUCUUUUCCUUGCCUUCACUGUGAGCUGCAUCAGAUCCCAACAGUUCAAUUUGGGUAUAGGAGGCAAUAGCAGUUCCUAAAUUUUUCCCUCUCUUCCCAGUUAAGGAAUAAAGCUGGAAAACUGCCAAGAAUAUGUUGUUUGUCCAGUAUUUUCAUAAACUGCAAUUUAAGGGUUGGUCUAGAAAAAUCAAAGUGCAGAAUCAAAUUCUAGCACAGCAGCAGUUGGUGGGAUGACCAGAAGGUCAAAACCCAAGGUAUUGGAAGAAGUUCAGGAUUGAUCAGGAGUUUGUCCUUAUUACUGGACUUUAUAUCUCCCUCUGCUGAAGGGGCUGGGAGGGAUCUGCAGCAUGCCUCAGCCCCAAGGCUUGAGCUCUGCCUGCAAAUACCUUUCUAAUGUAAUGCAGCUGCCAGGUCUAAAGUUUCAUGCAUUUCCCUUACAUUUAGUGCGGUGGCCGCUACAGCCAAAUACUUAAAUGCUCUGAGCGCAGCACCAGGUUGUCUGUGAGCGUAAAGUGACAUUGUAUACUCAAAUCAACAGAACUUUGUUUAUGCAAGCUGAGGAUCCAGGCUAUAACUUCAGAAAAAAAACCCACCAAAACAACCAAACCUAUUUCCCUUUUCACUCAGUUUGAACAGUUUCAGAAAGAAGUCAGGGGAUGGUAGAAGCCUCUUCUCUCCAGGGAAGUGAUAAUUUACAUCACCAAAUAAGUGGUUGUUUGCAAGAAUUCUGUAGGAAUUAUCUUUAGUGAAGGCAACACAAGCAGUAAUUCUGCAAAGCAAAGAGGGCAGAAGGGAUGUUAGAGUGCUAUUGCCAGCAUAUUCUUUUGUAUCUGCAGGCUGAGCCCCCCAGACAGCAAGAUCUCCAGGACACAGGUACCAUGACCUUAGACUGUGCACUAGCUGGGGCUCUUGGAUAAAAUGUCAGAAGAUGGGGAAGAGGUUGUGUGCAGCAGUAUGACAGACUCAGCCUCUUUACAUAGCUCCAGCAUACUGCACUGGAUGUGAGGGGUUGUAAACUUGUCCCUCUGGGUCCUGUGGGUCCUUACAAAGGCCUGAUCCAGAGACCAGGGAAACAAAGAGGGAUGAGGCACGAUUUUCUUGGCCUACCACUGACUUAAUGAGGAAUUUGGAGGACUCGCAUCUGUGCAGGGUUGAGCCCUUCCAGUCACAAUUUAAGAAAUGCAUGCAGAAGUAGGGUGAGAUUUAGUGUCUAAUUAUAUUGAUGCUAAUCUCAAAAAGAGGGAUGCUGGACAGUUGAGUUAGGCUGUAGCUGACUAACCUUUAUUUAAACCCAAAGCUGAAAAUUAGUUUGUGAUGCUUCACAACUUAAGAUGCAUUGAAAUUCUGUAUGAAAACUAUUGUUUAGGAAGGGAGCCUAAGUAGAUUUGGUUUGUUUUUAAAAAAGAACCUAAGCACAGAGGAAAUUAUAUGAACUUUAAAAACAUACGUGAAACGAUGGUGGUAGCAGACACAAAACGGUGAAUGAACAAAGAAAAAAAAACCUUAAGCAGUAAGCAUGAUUGGUUGCGUACACUCCAAAUCACUACUUACUUCUCACCACUUCCUCAAAUACUUGUUCCCCGGGGAAUAUUCAUGAAUCAUACAUGCUACAUAACAGAAAAUACACAGCCAGUUCCUUUCUAUUACUUCCCACUAAAAGGUAUUUUCUGAAGUUUCUGUGAACAUCUCUUAAAACUUGAUGUUUAUCAAUGGAUACUUUUUUUUCAUGUUAAACCUGUUGUAUCAUUCUGUUUAUUAUGUUUUAUAGUGUGAGCAGAUUGUAUUUAUUUGAGAAAAAUGUUUGCUGUUUAAGAAAAACAAUAAUUGUAUUGCCAAAAAUAGCUGUAAUUACCUGUGACAUCUGUAUUUUUUUAUUUUGGGGGGGUGGGGGGUUGGUUGGUUGUUUUUAAUCUCAGUUUCAAGUGCUAACAACUGUUAAAAAAACCACUGCAUUUUAAUUUGCUUAUGACAUUAAAUGGAUUUCUCUGAAGUCAGACAAAAACAUCUCUUAGAUGAUUUAAUAAAGAUGCCAUGCACCCA
Messenger RNA from Falco peregrinus (peregrine falcon), 7313 nucleotides. It is a transcript of the gene UBASH3B, whose product is annotated as ubiquitin associated and SH3 domain containing B. The coding region runs from base 476 to 2323 and encodes 615 amino acids. Lineage: Eukaryota; Metazoa; Chordata; Aves; Falconiformes; Falconidae. The transcript has 14 exons. Gene Ontology annotation, biological process: negative regulation of signal transduction; regulation of release of sequestered calcium ion into cytosol; regulation of osteoclast differentiation. Gene Ontology annotation, molecular function: protein binding; protein tyrosine phosphatase activity. Gene Ontology annotation, cellular component: cytoplasm. The record is from RefSeq and is a predicted model, not a curated record.